This is a messenger RNA of Peniophora sp. CBMAI 1063, 1173 nucleotides long. Lineage: Eukaryota; Fungi; Basidiomycota; Agaricomycetes; Russulales; Peniophoraceae. The record is from the annotation of a GenBank genome assembly.
AUGCUGCUCCUCGUACUACUAACAAGCUUCAUUCGACAGAGCUGGAAUGUUGGUGUCGCUUUCUUGUGUUUCUGGCUCUUUUGGGAGAACCUUGCUCUAGGUAUAAACGCUACUGUAUGGUCCGACACUGGAGACAUCAAGCUAUACGUGUAUUGCGACAUAGCCACGCACGUGCAGAUGAUCGCCUCCGUUGUCAAGCCUAUGACAACACUGAUUAUCAGCCGCCGACUAUACUUGAUCACCAGCCUACGCUCUUUGGAACCUACCACGAAAGCAGCAAGACGCAGAGACCUCACGAUAGAGUGGACACUCGGUUUGGGGAUCCCACUCCUUGUUGCAGGACCCCUCUACUACAUAGUUCAGUCGUAUCGAUUUCAGGUUACGGAAGGCUUUGGCUGCAACAACUCUAUCGACGGCUCGAUACUCAGUAUCUUGCUCGUUUUCUCCUGGAAUGUGGUGCCCCCUCUUAUUUCGAUCACGAUCUAUUAUCCUCGUGUUGCCCGAACUCUCUAUCGCCAUAAUCAAGCGGUCAAUCAAUUCCUUCACAGCAACGGCUCAGUAUCUCGCACAAACUAUUUUCGCAUCAUUGUUCUCGCCAGUACUCAUAUUCUGGUCACCUUACCCAUCGGCAUCGCGACUAUCUCCUUGACGGUGAUGGACCAGUUGACUGAGUUCGGUUACCUCCCUUUCGACGCAGGUUGGAGCUACGACCACGAUGACUGGCAGCCGGAGAGUGAUACCUAUGCAGAUGUCCUGGCGGAUGGGACGUUACACGUAGUGCAGUUCUACUUUAUCGAAUGGAUGUCACCCAUACUCGCCCUCGCCAUCUUCGGCCUUUUUGGUGCCACCUCAGAGGCCCGCACAUCGUACUGGCGUGUCAUUUGCAGAGUCGGCCAUUGGUUUGGCUGGGAACCAACACCUCGUACGAGGAGGGCGCGUUCACCGCCAGAUGACAUCGUGUUUGAUGUGAGGCCACCGCAGAACUCGAUGUCACUUGGUCUCGAAUCGCUGCCGAGCUUCAUCAACCCGAACGCGCGCAUACAGGUUGCAGGAUCGCUUACUGAGAACACAGAUGGACGUGAGAUUGAUGAGGUACAUACUGCAGGCCCAGAUCCAGAUGAGAUAGAAGUAGCACAUCAAGUCUCUGACGAUGCAAGGCACACAGGCCACUAG